AUGGGGAUGUCCAAAUUCGUCCUCCUCAUUUCCUUAAUCCAAACAGCAUCCUCAGCCAGGAGACUCGCGCAGGAAGACGAAUAUUACUACCAGUUUCCUCCGCCGCCGCCAUCACCGAAUCUUCCCACGCCGCCCUCGGAGGUCUUCAAGCCAGGCACGACGGUGAUCGUGGCUUCAAUCAGCGCCGUGUUCACAAUCAUCUUCGUACUCCUCCUCUACGUGCAGCGCUGCAGGACCGCAUCCGUCUCUCAAGCGGCCAUUCCUCUGGCUAGGGUGGACUCGGGGGUGAACCGAAAGGUGAUCCAGCAGCUACCACUCUUCCGGUUCGCCUCCCUCCGCGGCCAGAAAGACGGCCUCGAGUGCGCGGUCUGCCUGACCCGGUUCGAGGCAGAGGAGGUCCUCCGCCUCCUGCCCAAGUGCAAACACGCCUUCCACGUGGAGUGUGUUGACACGUGGCUCGACCAGCACUCCACGUGCCCGCUCUGUCGCUACCGCGUCCGCUCCGAGGACGUGCUCCUCGUAGACCGCUACGGUAGCCGCCACAAAGCUCUCCACAACUACCGCCUCCCCGCCGGUCAGGUCCGGCACUCCACCGCAUCCGCGUCGGGGAACGAGUUGAGGAGGCGGUCGUCGUUCGAUGGGUGGAGUUCGAGGAGGCGGAGGAGCGGGAAUUUGUCGAGGAAUAUAAGCAGGAGAAGCGAGCCAUUAGGGGCGCACGGGGAUAAGGAUAAACAUCGGCUGGAGCACAAGAUUAUGGUGUCAGACGAUGGGGAGGAGGGGCGUAGUGAGGUACCGACGCAGGAGGAGUUGUAUCUGAGGUCGGAAAUGCUGAUGGCCGAUGGGGAGGCGGACGACAACCAUGACGAAGACGAGGAGGAGGCGGCGGGAGGAAUGAGGAAAAGUAGGAGUGACCUUGGAGAGGGGAAGGGGAAAGAGAAAGAGGAAGAAGGAAUAGUGAAGAGAUUGAAGGAAUGGAUUCCGCAGUUUCAACAGCAGCAGAAAGCGCCUGCAAAAUCAACAGGUGCUUCUACUUCUGGCACAGUUUAG
Molecule: messenger RNA, 1047 nt
Organism: Salvia hispanica
Lineage: Eukaryota; Viridiplantae; Streptophyta; Magnoliopsida; Lamiales; Lamiaceae
Product: RING-H2 finger protein ATL43-like
Source: RefSeq, a predicted model, not a curated record